AUGGUUUCUAUUGGUGCAACUUUCAUCGAUGAUAAACUUAGCGGAGGAAGAAAGCUUGAGGCAGGCCUCUUGGAGAAGAUUGAAGAAUCGAAUAUUUCAGUAGUCAUUUUCUCCAAGAACUAUGCUGAUUCUACCUUCUGUUUUAGUGAACUCUUGAAGAUUCUUGAGUGCAAGGAGACGAAAGGCCAGAUUGUCUUGCCAGUUUUUUACCAAGUUGAUCCAACCGAGGUUCAAGAGGCGAGCGAGAGCUUUGGGACUGCACUUGGCAAGCAUGAACAAGAAUGCAGUUCAGCAGAGGUGAGGCGUUGGAGACAUGCUUUGAAAGAAAUAGCCAAUCUUAAGGGCUGGGAUUCAAACAUCACUAAGCAAGAUACUAAACUGAUUUGUGAAAUUGUUAGUGACAUUCAAAAGAAAUUAGAUCCUAUUUUCUCCUUAAGCGAUUCCAAAGGAUUUUUUGGAAUUAAAUCACGCAUCAAAGACGUCGAAUCGUUAUUAUACAUUGGAUCACCUGGGGUGCGCAUUGUGGGAAUCUUGGAAAUGGGUGGUAUAGGAAAGACAACAAUUACUGAAUGGAUAUUUAAUCGAAUCUCUACUCUUUUCGAAGGCCGAUGCUUUCUUCCUAAUGUCAGGGAACAAUCAAGCAAGCGCGGACUAUUACCUUUACGAGUUGAAAUUCUUUCCAAAGGGACUAAAGCAGUUCAAGCAAUAUCCCUAGACAUAUCGAAAAUUAAAGAAAUAAGUUUGAGUCCUACGGUCUUUGAAGGGAUGUGUAAUCUUAGACUGCUUGAAUUCUAUGAUUCUUUUUCUUGCGAAACCAAAAUAAUUCUUCCUGAAGGCCUUAAAUUUCUACCAGGUAAGCUAAGGUUUCUGAGCUGGGAUGAUUACCCUUUGAAAUCUCUACCAUCAAAUUUUUGUAUGCAUAAUCUUGUUAAACUUGGAAUGCCUUACAGCAAUCUUGAAGAACUUUGGAAUGAAGUUCUGCCUCUUGUGAAUUUGAAACUUAUGGACGUUAGUUUCCCCAAAAACAGCCUGAUCAGAAUGAAUCCAAAAUUGUCCAAAGUUCCCAAUCUUGUGGUUCUAAAUCUGAGCGGCUGUAAUGUACUUGGAAUGCUAGAUUUCUCUAAAGUUCCAAACCUUCCGAUUUUAGACCUGAGUUGGUGUAGUAGUUUGAUUGUGGUUCCCUCCUUUAUUGAGUGUUGCACCAAGCUUACAAAACUAGACCUUAGCUAUAAUGAAAAUCUUCUUGAGAGUCUACCAAGCAGCAUCGGCCAGUUGAAAUGUCUCGCAGAGCUUGAUCUUAGUUAUUGCUCGAAGUUAGCAAGUCUCCCAAAUAGUAUCUAUGAUCUUGAAUCUCUUGUAACUCUUGAUCUUGUUGGGUGUCGAAAUCUGAAUAGGCCUGAGUCCAAACUAAUAGUGGAAAUUGUUGAUGCCCAUUUGAAGAAACUAAAUCUCAUAUCCUCAAGCAAUCUUGAAGGCUUGGUGGGAAUUAAUCCACGUAUCCAAGAGGUUGAGGCUUUACUAUGCAUUGGACGUCUAAAUGUGUGCACUCUUGGAAUUUAG
Dovyalis caffra is the source of this 1560-nucleotide messenger RNA. NCBI's taxonomy places the organism in Eukaryota, Viridiplantae, Streptophyta, Magnoliopsida, Malpighiales, Salicaceae. The record is from the annotation of a GenBank genome assembly.